This is a messenger RNA of Larimichthys crocea (large yellow croaker), 1517 nucleotides long. RefSeq names its product odorant receptor 131-2-like. Bases 145 to 1080 code for a protein of 311 amino acids. Gene Ontology annotation, biological process: G protein-coupled receptor signaling pathway; detection of chemical stimulus involved in sensory perception of smell. The record is from RefSeq and is a predicted model, not a curated record. NCBI's taxonomy places the organism in Eukaryota, Metazoa, Chordata, Actinopteri, Sciaenidae. Gene Ontology annotation, molecular function: G protein-coupled receptor activity; olfactory receptor activity; odorant binding. The transcript is spliced from 2 exons. Gene Ontology annotation, cellular component: membrane.
GGCAGAUUCAUCUUCAGAUCACAAUCCACUGUCUGAGGUCAGUACUGAAUUAUUAUGUCAUAAAAAAUGUAAAACAGACUUUGCAAAUGUUUCUUUAUUAUAAAAUGUCUUUUGUGUUUUUAAACCAGUUCAUCGGCUGCUGACAUGAAUUUCACACCUGUGGAAAGCAAUGUGACAGGAGCUGUGCCCUCCGAGGUCACGUUGUUUAAAGGUAUCGGCAGGGUUAUGAUCAUUGUUUGUCUGGGCAUCACCAUCAACUACAUCAAUGCUACCAUGGUCCACACAUUCAGCAAACACCACAUCUUCAAGGUGAACCCUCGCUUUAUCCUUUUUAUCCACCUGGUGUUCAACGACAUGAUCCAGCUCACAGCCAGCAUCUCCAUCUCUGUCCUCUAUUAUGUCUUUGAUACAAUCCAUGUCUACCUCUGUUGUCUCUUCAUGUUGCCGGCCAUCCUCACCACACAGAACACCCCUCUGAAUCUGGCUUUCAUGGCAGCAGAGUGUUACAUUGCUGUCUGCAUUCCCCUCCGCUACAACAACAUAUGUACAGUCAAAAGAACAUAUAUUGUUAUUGGCAUAAUCUGGACAUUAAGUUCACUUUCUGUACUGCCAGAUGUCUUCAUUCUUUUGGCCACUGAACCUCUGGAGUUCUUUCAUACCAGAGUUUUCUGCUUGAGGGAUACAGUGUUUAGGAGUGCCUACAGUGUAAAGAAGAGGGAUGCAUCCCACAUAUUGUUUCUGGUCGUGGUUUGGCUCACUCUGUUCUACACUUACUUCAGAAUUUUGUUUGUGGCCAAAGCUGCUGAUGCAGAUGCUAAAAAGGCAAGAAACACGAUCCUGCUUCAUGGUUUUCAGGUGUUGCUGUGUAUGACGGUGUAUGUGCAACCUUUGUUAAUUCAAGUUCUCACAUACACGUUUCCAGGACAGUUCAGAACGAUAUAUUUUGCUUUUUAUGUUAUAAACCAAAUCCUCCCUCGCUUUGUUAGUCCUAUUGUCUACGGGCUACGAGAUAAGACUUUCAGGAAGUACUUCAAAAAGUAUCUGUGUACAGUAAACUGCCAUCCAAAACAAAAUCCUUAACCCGGUGAAAUAAAAUAUUUUAGAGAACGCCAUGAUGUUGGAAAGUUAAAGUCCAAUGUGGCACAAGUUUGCCUACAAAUUUCAUACAAAGAACUAACAAUAAAAAUCACAGUACACAGUAUUAAAUGUCUCUGUGGUUAAACUGUCAACAGCUUUUGUUGUGGCUUCAUGGUUUCAUGAUACAUCGGAUCUACAGUAUUUACUUGAUCUGUGAAUGCUUUUGUAGUAUCAUUUCAGGGCCUGCACAGCUUCGAGACAAAUUCGCUGUAAAUUACCUACACUUAAAUCAUUUAUUUUAAGCUAAUGCUCCUGACGAUACAUUUCCUAGCAUCACGGGGGUCACACAAACCCCUCAACUCAAACAUGAUGGUGAUCCUUGGACCCUACACAAAAGGGUAGGCAAUAAAGGAACUGCACCACCUCACCACAGAGUAUGG